CAAGAUGGCGGAAGGCACGGGGGGGAGAAGAAGGGCUGUGCCCUCUUCUAAGAUGGCGGGCGCGGCGUCAGCGCGGCUCCCCUGGCGCGAAGCCUCUUUGUGACGCGCUGGGCGUAGGGGCGGGGCGGGAGAAAGCGAAAGUGGCGUUGGGAGCGGAACGGGAACGGGAACGGGAACGGGAGAGGGAGAGGGAACGGGAAAGAGAGCGGGGCCCGCCCCGGCGGGCGGCGGCAGGGCAGACAGGCCCCCAUCCGGGCUCUGCGCGGGCGCCCCCUGCCGUACCGGAGGAGCCCCGGGGGUAGCCCCGGGGGGUCCCCCCGUUGCGGGCUGCGGGACGCGGGGACCCCCCCCCCCGGUGCGGGCCAUGUCCCGGCUGGAGGCCGUGGCCAACGUGGCGCUGCGGGUGCCGGGGCUGGCGCUGCUGGACCUGCUCUACCGCUGGGACCCCGCGGCCCUCGGGGAGCUGCUGCGGCCGCGCCGCGGGGACCCCCCCCUCCUGCGCGCCCCCGCGCUCCGCGGCGCGCACUGCAUGGGCCACGUCGUGUCCCUGGUGCUGCUGCUGCUGCCGCUGCGCUCGCUGGUGAAGCUCUACCUGCACCUCCUCAGCGGGCUGCUGCUCAGCGCCGGCCACUCACUGGCCAGGGACUACGUGCACCAGGAGCUGGAGUCCGGCUUCCAGGGCGCUGUGCUCCGUGAGCCCGCGGCGCUCAGGGCCUCCAUCAGCACCCUGGCAGCCCAGCUCUGCCUCUGUGCCCUGUGCUCGCUGCUGCUGCGGUGCCGGCGGCCGUGGCUGCUGCUGGCUCCGGUGCUGCCGGUGCUGGCGCGGCUCUGCGGGCUGCCCCCGCCGGCGCUGCCCCUGCUCCACGCCGCGGCCGCGCUGCUCACCCUCACCGUGGUGCUCUGCCUGCUGGGCCCCCACCUCCUGCCCCCCGUGCGCCUGGCGGCCGCCGCCGCCACGGACCUGAUGGAGGCGCUGGAGCUGUCCCGGCUGCUGGCGCUGGGGGUGUCCCUAUGGAGCCGGCUGGCCGUGCCCCUCCUCUUCCUCGUCUUCUGGCUCGUGCUCUUCUCCCUGCAGCUCUGCGCCUUCCUCGCCUCGUCCGGCACCCCCCUGAGCGCGCAGGGCUUCCUCUUCCUCCUCCUCAGCAGCGCGGCCGAGUGCUGCAGCACUCCCUACGCCCUGCUCGGCCUCACCUUCACCGUCUCCUACCUGGCCCUGGGGCUCCUCAGCCUCUGCAAGUUCUACCUGGUGGGGUUCAGCGCCUUCCACACCGGCAACGGCACGCACCGGGGGGUGACGGAGGGGGUGACGCUGCUGCUGCUGGCGCUGCAGACGGGGCUGCUGGACCUGCCGGCGCUGCAAAGGACCUUCCUGCUCAGCAUCAUCCUCUUCAUCGUGCUCACCUCCACGCUCCAGUCCAUGAUCGAGAUCGCGGACCCCGUCCUGCUGGCGCUGGGGGCCUCCCGCAACAGGAGCCCCUGGAAGCACUUCCGCGGUGUCAGCCUGUGCCUCUUCCUGCUGCUGUUCCCCUGCUUCCUGGCCUACAAGAUCGCCCACUUCUUCCAGCUGGAUUUCUGGCUGCUCGUCCUGGUCUCCAGCUGCAUGCUCACCUCGCUGCAGGUGAUGGGCACGCUCUUCAUCUACGCGCUCUUCCUGGCGGAGCCGGUGCGGGAGGCGGCGCCGGGCCGCGUGGACGAGGCCAUUUACUGCGUGAGGGCGCUGAGCCGGGGGCUGGAGUUCCUGCUGGCGCUGAGCGUGGUGGCCUACGGGGCCUGGGAGUCGGUGCUGGGGCAGUGGAGCUGGCUGGGGGCCGCCGUGCUGCUCACCCACGCCUACCUCAACGUGUGGCUGCGGGCGCGCUGGGGCUGGCGCAGCCUCCGCCUGCGCCGGGGGGCGGCCAGGAAGGUGCGGGCCCUGCCCAGGGCCACGCGCGGGCAGCUGCGGCUGCACGAUGAUGUCUGCGCCAUCUGCUUCCAGGACUUGGCCGUGGCCGUGGUCACCCCCUGCAGCCACCUCUUCCACGCCGCCUGCCUGCGCCAGUGGCUCUGCCUGCAGGACACCUGCCCCAUGUGCCACCAGCAGCUCCAGCGCGGGGACCGCGGGGACCAGGCCCAGGAGGAGGAGGAGGAGGAGGAGGAGGAGGAAGGCAGCGCGAGGGCCCGGCCGCAGCCCCAUGGAGGGGACGGGGAGGAGGGCGCGGAGGAUGCCGGAGCACCCCCGCACCAUCGCCCCCCUCAUCCUCACGCCUCCAGCCCUCACCCCAGUGCCACGCAGCAUCCGCCCCCCCCCGAGCUCCCUGCUCACCCCCGCAGCAGCCAGCACCCCCCGUAG
Molecule: messenger RNA, 2329 nt
Organism: Pezoporus flaviventris
Lineage: Eukaryota; Metazoa; Chordata; Aves; Psittaciformes; Psittacidae
Product: RING finger protein 145-like
Exons: 10
Cellular component (GO): endomembrane system; endoplasmic reticulum
Molecular function (GO): ubiquitin protein ligase activity
Source: RefSeq, a predicted model, not a curated record